AUGCUCUGGUUAGCACUCGUAUUCUGCGCAUCUAUUGUUGAUAGCUGUCGAGAUGGUAUUGACAAUGUUUUUACGAUAGAUUCGUAUGGAGAUGAUCUCCCAGUCCAUGUCAAAAAUGUCGUAAUCCGAGCUUACGAUAUUUUCUAUAAACCUUCUUGCUAUGAAGGAAAAGUGAAUAUAAAAAUGCCGGGUUAUUUCCAUAUUAUGGGAGGGGAAGUACUAGUUCCCCAAAACUACGAUCUCUUCCACCAUACCAUGGUCCGGGCUACCGUACACGUCGGCGAAAAGCAUAUCUGUGAUGAUGGCGAGGGAGGAAUGUUUUUUAUUCCCAAUAAAUUAUGUCGCUUUAAAAUGACAACAUUUGUGCCACCGGAAAUUUGUCGGGUCUUGCAAAGGAAGGGUACUCAUACUUUGGAGGAAUUAUGGAGAGAAGCUGGCUUUAAUUCAACACAAGAGUUGCCUCCAGCACCUAGUUUUCUCGGCGUAUCACUUAUAGAUUUAUUAAAGGGUGAUUACAAAAUCAAAGUGGAGCUCCGAAUCCAUGGAGAACCAAUUGUCCGAAUCGCAAUUCCUACGGAUAUGCAGCCGAUGCAAUGGGGACUU
Mesorhabditis spiculigera is the source of this 603-nucleotide messenger RNA. Lineage: Eukaryota; Metazoa; Nematoda; Chromadorea; Rhabditida; Rhabditidae. The record is from the annotation of a GenBank genome assembly.